CAGACGCAGUGACAUUCUAGAGCCAGGACCACAGCACGCAGCUCCGCAUUCUGAGGAGAAGCCGAGCAGGAGAAGGAGAAAGGAAAGACGCUCUUCUUCUCUGCUUAAACAUGGAUGAAGACAUCACCUGCGAGCCGGGUAUCGGGGCGCUGGUGAGGGAAGCCGAGGUGAGCCUGCUCGAAUGCAAAGUGUGCUUUGAAAAAUACAGCCAUGAGAGGGAGCGGAGGCCCCGGAACCUGGCUUGCGGUCACGUCAUCUGCCUGGGCUGUGUGAUGACCCUGGUGCAUCCCCUGACCCACACGGUCGAAUGCCCCUUCUGCAGAACCGUGAGCUCCGAGAGCAGCGACUGCUUUCUGCUGCUGCAGUUCCUCGAGCUCCUGAGUCCCGCGCUCAACACACCGCAAGCGGGAGCCAGACCCGAGGGUAGUCCGGAGGUUAAGUGGUUCCCUGGCUCUCUAACCUGCAUCCACACCUUUGGGGGCUGGGGAAAUCUCAUCAACCCCACUUCGAUGGCCUUCUGUCAGAAGACCAGGAGCGUGGUCGUGGUGCAUGACGGCAAGAACCGAGUGAAGAUUUUUGGCCCAGACGGAGUAUGUGCCAAUGAGUUUGGAGAAAAGGGGGAUUCCGUUUGCCACAUUCGGUACCCGCUGGGUGUUACCAUUACCCAAGACGGCUACUUGGUCGUCACCGACGCUGGGGACCGCUCCUUGAAAGUGUUUGAUUUUGCAGGGGAGAGUCGGAUGGCCAUCCGAGGUAUCUUCUCUUUGCCCUGGGGUGUGCAGAUCACCCCAAAGAACGAAGUCCUGGUGUCUGAUGCUGAGGCGGGGUCGCUUCACAUCUUGGGGAUUGACUUUCAGGAACUGAAACUCAACAAGGUGGACAAGAUCCAAACCAAUCUCAGCAGCCCCAGAGCCGUAGCUGUGUCUCCGGUCACUGGGAACAUCGCGGUAGCGGAGCACCUGAAACCGGAAGGGUCCAGGCCAGCCGGCACCAGAGUCAAAGUGUUCAGCCCUACCAUGCAGCUUCUGGGUCAAGUGGACAGUUUUGGCCUGAGUCUCUUUGUUCCUUCCAAGCUAGAUAUCAGUGCUAUUACCUUUGACUACCAGGGAAACAUCAUUGUUGCUGAUGCAACUAAUCAAACCGUAGCUUGUUUAGGGAAACCUGAGCGGUUUCCAGUCUAUAGGCCUAUAAUUACCCAGGGCCUUUCUUUCCCUGUGUCAUUGAUUUACACUGAAGAUAAUUCCUUUCUUGUCCUAGACAGUGGAAUCCAUGCCGUAAAAAUUUACACACUUGACUACACACUCUAGGCACAUAAAUUCACAUGUGCAUGUGUGUAUUACUCUUAUUUAAAAAUCUAAUUUAUUUCAAUUGGAUUUCACAAAUCAAAUCAACAUAAUUGUUUUUUCUCUGAUAGUAGUCUUGAAGAAAUUACUAUUGGCCUUGCUUUAAGCAAGAAAAAAUGAAAGGCUUAUUCCAAAAAGGCAGUGAUUAUGUCUCCUUCUUUUUCAUUGCAUGAUAUAUUUAACAAAUAGGUACUAGUUGCUUAGUUAGCUGCUGGAAAAUGUCUGAGCCGGCAGCCAGAUUUUCAAAUAUUAUAGAAAUGUGUAUGUGUGUAUAUGUGUGUGUGUGUGUUAGUAACCUGGGACACCUGUGUGUAAGAACACUAUACUGUACAGUACUGUGUAACCUUAACUUGCUAUGUUGCUAUGUUAGAGGCAGUUAGGUAGCCCAGUGGAAAGAGUGUGGAAGUUGGAAUCUGAGUUCAAAUCCAACUUCAGAUAGUUACUGUGAGACACUAGCAAGUCACUUAGCCUCUGCCUGCCUCUAUUUCCCAAUGUGUAAAAUAGUACCUACAUCCCAGGGUUGUAAUGAAGAUAAAAUUAAAUAUAUUCAAAGUGCUUUGCAAAUCUGUAAAUGCUAGCUGCUAUUAUUGUUGUGUUACUUGUAGAAGUAUUUAUUCAAGGUAGAAAAAUAGCAUAUUUAUGUAAGACUUUUGUUGUUAUUCAGUCAUUUUUUAA
Messenger RNA from Dromiciops gliroides (monito del monte), 2018 nucleotides. Its product is annotated as E3 ubiquitin-protein ligase NHLRC1-like. Gene Ontology annotation, molecular function: translation repressor activity; protein binding; ubiquitin protein ligase activity. The coding region runs from base 111 to 1307 and encodes 398 amino acids. Lineage: Eukaryota; Metazoa; Chordata; Mammalia; Microbiotheria; Microbiotheriidae. The record is from RefSeq and is a predicted model, not a curated record. The transcript has a single exon. Gene Ontology annotation, biological process: negative regulation of translation; proteasome-mediated ubiquitin-dependent protein catabolic process; protein polyubiquitination.